GGAAUUACGCCAAAGGGAACAAAGAUACUGAAAAAAACAAAGAUACUAAAGAGAAUGCAAAUACCGAAGAGAAUGAAAACACCAAAGAGAAUGAAGACACCAAAGAGAAUGAAGACACCAAAGAGAACAAAGAUACUAAAGAGAACAAAGACACCAAAGAGAACAAAGACACCAAAAAGAAUGAAGACACCAAAAAGAAUGAAGAUACCAAAGAGAAUGAAGACACUGAAGGGAAUAUAAACACCAAAGAAAACAAAGAUACCAAAGGAAGCAAGAUAUUGAAGGAAGCAAGGAAAUAA
Molecule: messenger RNA, 299 nt
Organism: Racocetra persica
Lineage: Eukaryota; Fungi; Glomeromycota; Glomeromycetes; Diversisporales; Gigasporaceae
Source: the annotation of a GenBank genome assembly